Messenger RNA from Helianthus annuus (common sunflower), 1468 nucleotides. RefSeq names its product putative protein TPRXL. NCBI's taxonomy places the organism in Eukaryota, Viridiplantae, Streptophyta, Magnoliopsida, Asterales, Asteraceae. The record is from RefSeq and is a predicted model, not a curated record. Bases 179 to 1279 code for a protein of 366 amino acids. The transcript has a single exon.
AAUAAACUUUACAUGUGUGCAGAUUUCUACGACCUUGUGGACCCCUAUCCCGGUAUCUCCUCACAAAUCCCAUAUUUUGUCAUCGUUUUGCUACCCCAUCUUCUCUUUCCACCGGUACCUUCACCGGGACUUGCAUCAUUCCACAAAUGUGAUUCCGUUUUCUCUACGUUCUCUACAAAUGACUUCCACCUGCAUAAACCACCCUCACACCGCCCUCUCGCCGGACAAAUUCCUCCAUAUUCCACCGCCAUACACCGCCGGAAAAAUGCAUGACAACAACAAGCUCUCAGAUCUACCAGAAGAAUCAGAUCCAGAACUUUCCGAUAUCGUUGACUUUGAAUUCAGACUUGAUGAACCGGUUAACAUGCUUCCUGCCGAUCAACUGUUCUCCGACGGUAAACUUUUUCCGUUAAAUUUUCCGGUUAGUUCUAGUUCUUCCGUUGUAACGGAACCGGAACCGGAACCGUCAGAUCCACCGGAGAUUAGUCCGAUAAUUAACGGCGUUAGUGUUGUAGAUUCGUUUUUGUACACUCCGAAGGUGCCGAAGUGUUCGAGUAAAUGGAAAGAGCUUCUCGGUUUGAGAAAACUGUAUCAAAAUAGCAGUAAUACGAAGCUAACGACGUCGUCUUCAUCGUCGUUACAGUCUUCCAGUACCGGUAACGGUAACGGAAGUACUGCUAUCAAAUCUAUCAAACACUUUCUGUACCGAAGCUCAAAACCGUCAACCGAUUCAUCGGUUAACCUUCCGUUACUUAACGAUACGGAUAACGAACCGGCGACGGUGACGUCACGUCACUCUCUGUCUUCGUCAUCUUCCGGUCAUGAUCCAGACGAACUUCCUCGUCUAUCUCUCGAUUCCGAGAAGCAAUUGAAGAACACAAACCCUAACCCUAACAAUCCUCCGAGGAUGAAACUGGUGAAAACGAGAACGUUAUCGACCGACGGAUCCAUACGUGGAGUUUCUACUGAAAGUCCUCGAAUGAAUUCAUCUGGAAAAAUUGUGUUUCACAGCUUGGAACGAAGCUCGAGCAGUCCGAGCAGCUUCAAUGGUGGAUGUAGGUUGAAAAACAGAGGAAUGGAGAGAUCAUAUUCCGCUAACGUUAGAAUUACUCCGGUUCUCAACGUUCCGGUUUGUUCGCUUAGAGGUUUUCCACUUUUUUCAUCAUCAUCAUCUUCAUCGUCUCAAAAGCAUGAAGGUUGUUCGAGUAACAGCAACAGCAAUAACAGAGCAAGUAGGAAUCAACAGAUGAACAACAAGAGUAAAACAGAUCGAUCUUAAUCCAGAUUAUUAAACAGGUAAUUAUUUCUAUUUCUGUUUCGAUUAUCAAACCUGUUGAUUAGUUAAGUAAAAUCAUGAAUCAUGAUCUAGUGUUUUUGAUUUUAGGGAUUUUGAAUUGAAUGUAAAUAUCUGGUGUGACUAUUUUGUUGUUUGUUUUGAAUCUAACUUGUGAUUCGGCAUUUGUUUCUC